Phragmites australis (common reed) is the source of this 1356-nucleotide messenger RNA. Its product is annotated as gibberellin 2-beta-dioxygenase 3-like. Lineage: Eukaryota; Viridiplantae; Streptophyta; Magnoliopsida; Poales; Poaceae. The transcript has 3 exons. Gene Ontology annotation, biological process: gibberellin catabolic process; response to light stimulus. The coding region runs from base 126 to 1178 and encodes 350 amino acids. The record is from RefSeq and is a predicted model, not a curated record.
GUCUCCCUCCCCAUUCAAAGCCUCUCGAGCUCAACCAAAGCAUUCCUCUCAUCCUCUGCUUCCCUCCUCUGUUUCUUGGAGAUACACCGUUCAGCUGUGUGUAGUGCGCUCCCUGUGCUGUAGCCAUGGUGGUUCUUGCCAAGGGCGAGCUGGAGCAGAUCGCGCACCCGGCUGUGCAGCGUGCCGCACCGCCACUGGCCGCCGUACCGGAGGUCGACCUGGCCGAGGCCGCCGCCCGGGCGGCGGUCGCUCGUGCAGUAGCGGCGGCGUGCGAGGAGCACGGGUUCUUCAAGGUGACGGGCCACGGCGUGCCGGCCGCGCUCCUGGCGCGCGUGGAGGCCGCGGCGGCCGCGUUCUUCGCGCUCCCGCAGCGGGAGAAGGAUGCCGCGAAGGUGGCGCCCGGCGGCAGCCCGUUCGGGUACGCCAGCAAGCGGAUAGGCGGCAACGGCGACAUCGGGUGGGUGGAGUACCUCCUGCUCGGCGUCACCGCCGCCGGCGCCGCCGCGACUGUGGCGUUGCCCGGCGCGCCAUUGUCUGCGUCCGCGGAGGAGUCACUGGCGUCACCCUGCUGUUUCCGUGAUCUUUUGAACGAGUAUAUUGCAGCUGUGAGAAGGAUGACUUGCGAGGUGCUGGAGCUGAUGGCAGAGGGACUGAAUCUCGACGAGAAAGAUGUGUUCACUAGGUUAGUGUUGGACAAGGACAGUGACUCGAUGCUGAGAGUGAACCACUACCCACCGCGGCCUGAGCUGAAGCAGUUGGGGCAUGAUAGGUUGACCGGUUUCGGCGAGCACACCGACCCUCAGAUCAUCUCAGUCCUCCGAUCCAAUGACACGUCUGGGCUAGAGAUCUCGCUGCGCGAUGGCAGCUGGGUGUCAGUGCCGUCGGACAAGGACUCAUUCUUCAUCAAUGUUGGAGACGCCUUGCAGGUUCUGACGAACGGGAGGUUCCGGAGCGUGCGGCACCGAGUGAUGGUGAAUAGCGCACGGCCGCGGGUAUCGGUGAUCUUCUUUGGGGGGCCGCCCCCGCGGGAGAUGCUGGCGCCGCUGCCGGGGCUGGUUGGCGAAGGCGCGAGCCGCCGGUACAGGGAAUUCACGUGGACGGAGUACAAGACCUCCGCGUACAGGACCAAACUCGCCGAGAACCGGCUCUGCUACUUCGAGACCGCCGCGACGAGCUAGCUGAGCUGACACGCGGUUCAUCGGCAUCGGCUUCAAUUCUUCGACGUGUAGAAACUUUUGUGUUUGACAUGUUUUUUGUUUUUACUUUUUAGCUGAGUGGUAUAUAGUGUUGUCUUGUGGUUAGUUGGUGGCUUGGUGCACUGCGAAAUAAGCUGACUACGACAAAAGACUCUUCAUC